This is a messenger RNA of Pan troglodytes (chimpanzee), 5852 nucleotides long. It is a transcript of the gene TGFBRAP1, whose product is annotated as transforming growth factor beta receptor associated protein 1. Gene Ontology annotation, biological process: intracellular protein transport; endosomal vesicle fusion; autophagy. The transcript is spliced from 12 exons. NCBI's taxonomy places the organism in Eukaryota, Metazoa, Chordata, Mammalia, Primates, Hominidae. The record is from RefSeq and is a predicted model, not a curated record. The coding region runs from base 369 to 2951 and encodes 860 amino acids. Gene Ontology annotation, cellular component: cytoplasm; membrane.
CUGGCGCGGACCACGCUCUCGCCCGGGUCCGGCGGCCUCAGCGCCCCCCGAAUGAACACCUUCCGCCCGCUGGCCGCCCCGCGAGGCGGGCCGUGUCGUGGCCCCGGUACACGGAGGGGGACGCCGAGGCCCGGAGCAGGGCCCGUCUCGGCCUGUGCUCGGAGCCAGGCGGCAGGGCCCGCGGGCCGGCGGGCGGCGCGGGGACGGCUGCGCUCCCGCCCUCCGCCAGCGCCUGGCGGCCGCCCCACGUGACGGGAAGCGGCGGCUGCGGGGUCGGGCCAGCCCAGGAGCCGCGGGCCGGAGCGGGGCGGCGGGGCCCCAGGCCGCGGGGCGGCGCGGGACGGCGGGCGCCGGCGCCGCCAGUAGACAUGAUGAGCAUCAAAGCCUUUACGCUUGUCUCUGCUGUGGAGCGGGAGCUGCUGAUGGGCGACAAGGAGCGCGUCAACAUAGAGUGCGUGGAGUGCUGCGGCAGGGACCUCUACGUGGGCACCAACGACUGCUUCGUCUACCACUUCCUGUUGGAGGAGAGGCCAGUGCCUGCUGGGCCAGCCACGUUCACUGCCACCAAACAGCUGCAGAGACACUUGGGCUUCAAGAAGCCCGUGAACGAGCUGCGCGCGGCCUCAGCACUCAACAGGCUGCUGGUGCUGUGUGACAACUCCAUCAGCCUGGUCAACAUGCUGAACCUCGAGCCAGUGCCUUCGGGGGCCCGCAUCAAGGGGGCAGCCACGUUUGCACUGAACGAGAACCCUGUGAGUGGGGACCCCUUCUGUGUAGAAGUUUGCAUCAUCUCUGUCAAACGCAGAACCAUCCAGAUGUUUCUGGUGUACGAGGACCGGGUGCAGAUCGUCAAGGAGGUGUCGACUGCCGAGCAGCCCCUCGCUGUGGCUGUGGACGGCCACUUCCUGUGUCUGGCUCUGACCACUCAGUACAUCAUCCACAAUUACAGCACAGGCGUCUCCCAGGACCUGUUUCCCUACUGCAGUGAGGAGAGGCCGCCGAUCGUCAAGAGGAUAGGGAGACAGGAGUUCCUGCUGGCGGGCCCCGGAGGGCUGGGCAUGUUUGCCACAGUCGCAGGGAUAUCCCAGCGCGCCCCCGUGCAUUGGUCGGAGAAUGUGAUUGGGGCGGCUGUGUCCUUUCCAUACGUCAUAGCGCUCGAUGACGAAUUCAUCACAGUCCACAGCAUGUUGGAUCAGCAACAGAAGCAGACGCUGCCCUUUAAGGAGGGCCACAUCCUACAGGACUUUGAAGGAAGAGUGAUCGUUGCCACAAGUAAAGGAGUUUACAUCUUGGUUCCAUUACCUUUGGAAAAACAAAUACAGGAUCUUCUAGCAAGCCGCAGAGUGGAAGAGGCUUUGGUUUUAGCAAAAGGAGCCCGGAGGAACAUUCCAAAGGAAAAAUUUCAGGUAAUGUACAGAAGGAUUCUGCAGCAGGCGGGAUUUAUACAGUUUGCACAACUUCAGUUCCUGGAAGCUAAAGAGCUCUUCAGAAGCGGCCAGCUUGAUGUCCGGGAGCUGAUCUCUCUCUACCCCUUCCUGUUGCCCACCUCCUCCUCCUUCACCCGGUCCCACCCUCCUCUUCAUGAGUACGCAGACCUGAACCAGCUGACCCAGGGGGACCAGGAGAAGAUGGCCAAGUGCAAACGCUUCCUCAUGAGCUACCUGAACGAGGUCCGCAGCACAGAGGUAGCAAAUGGCUACAAGGAGGACAUCGACACAGCCUUGCUCAAACUGUAUGCAGAGGCUGACCACGACAGCCUGCUGGACCUCCUGGUCACUGAGAACUUCUGUCUUCUGACGGACAGUGCUGCCUGGCUAGAGAAGCACAAAAAGUAUUUUGCACUUGGACUGCUCUAUCAUUAUAAUAACCAAGAUGCUGCUGCAGUUCAGUUGUGGGUGAACAUUGUGAAUGGCGAUGUCCAGGACUCCACACGCUCAGACCUGUAUGAAUACAUUGUGGAUUUUCUUACCUACUGCUUAGAUGAGGAGCUAGUGUGGGCCUAUGCUGAUUGGGUCCUGCAGAAAAGUGAAGAGGUCGGAGUUCAGGUUUUCACCAAGAGACCUUUGGAUGAACAGCAGAAGAACAGUUUUAAUCCAGACGACAUUAUCCAUUGCCUUAAAAAAUACCCUAAAGCCCUUGUGAAGUAUCUGGAACAUCUUGUGAUAGACAAGAGACUGCAGAAAGAAGAGUAUCACACCCACUUAGCUGUGCUGUACCUGGAAGAGGUGCUGCUGCAGAGGGCCUCCGCCAGCGGCAAGGGUGCAGAGGCCACCGAGACGCAGGCCAAGCUGCGGCGGCUGCUCCAGAAAUCUGAUUUAUACCGAGUCCACUUUCUUCUCGAGAGGCUGCAGGGAGCUGGCCUGCCCAUGGAGAGCGCCAUCCUGCACGGGAAGCUGGGCGAGCAUGAGAAGGCGCUGCAUAUCCUGGUGCACGAGCUGCAGGACUUCGCAGCGGCCGAGGACUACUGCCUGUGGUGCUCCGAGGGCCGCGACCCACCCCACCGCCAGCAACUCUUUCACACGCUGCUGGCCAUCUACCUGCAUGCUGGCCCCACUGCCCACGAGCUGGCCGUGGCUGCCGUGGACCUGCUGAACCGCCACGCCACCGAAUUUGAUGCAGCCCAGGUGCUGCAGAUGCUGCCUGACACCUGGUCAGUGCAGCUCCUCUGCCCAUUCCUGAUGGGGGCCAUGAGGGACAGCAUCCAUGCCAGGAGGACCGUGCAGGUGGCUCUCGGCCUGGCCAGGUCCGAAAACUUAAUCUACACCUACGAUAAGAUGAAGUUGAAAGGAAGCUCAAUCCGACUCUCAGACAAAAAGCUUUGUCAGAUAUGCCAAAAUCCCUUUUGUGAGCCUGUGUUUGUUAGAUACCCAAAUGGUGGUCUUGUGCACACCCACUGUGCUGCCAGCAGACACACAAACCCCAGCUCAUCCAGUCCUGGCACUCGGACUUGAAAAGCUUGGCCCAAGGGUGCGAGGGGAACUCCAAGUUCUUUCUGAGCCUGCUGGACAUGAAGAGCACAUGACCACCAUGCUCUGUGUCAGCCAGGACGAAGGGAGACAUCUGGGUGCCAGGGAGCCUUCCGUCCAUACGCAACAAGGACUCCUCACUGCUGACCAGGCUCUAUGAAUGUACAUGGAAAACCCCUAAAAAUCCCCAAAACAGAAACAUACAAGAGUUCACCUGUCCAGGUACAUGGUAAUCCAAGACAGAGGUCUACUUUGAAAAAAAAAAAAAGGGGAGUCUUCCUCAUGCAGUCCAGACCCAGGUGGGGGAUCCCUCACCACCCCCACACUCCAACCUUUAGACUCAUGUUUGCACUGGAAACGUGGCUUCACCAUGGCUGGCGACAAAGUCCUCUCUUGCCUGGGUGAGUGGCGAGGGCACAGAGCCUCAUGGGGGUCAGCCUUGCCCUCCUGCAGAGACAUGUUCUCCAUCCACGCCGCUCACUCAUGGGCCCAUUUCCCAGGGUUACCUCGUGGGCUCUGCCUUUGCCCUCAGAAACGGCUGACCCUGGAGAAGUACCUUUGUUCCUUCUUUCUUCCUCUCCGGCUCUCAGCUCCCAAAAGAUUCUGCCUUGUGUACCCAAGCACUCACUCUUGGGUGAACUAAUGCUUCUGGCUGCCUAGCAAGUGAAGAUCUGUUGAGAAACUGAGAACGCUCCAAGAGAGAAGCUGCUCUCCCCGCCUUGAAGAAGCCGCGGACACGGGAAACCCACGGCGGGCAAGGGCCCAGCUGUGUGCUCCUUUCCUGUCAUGGCAUCUGCUGAUUUGAAACUCCAUGAUGAACACGUUGAACUAAACAUUUUUAUUUAAAUUUGUAUCAUGUUCGUAGUUGCUCUCUUGUUGAGAGAGUCAUCUGUCCUGUUUGUUAGGGAUAUUUUUUCUUGUUAAAAUGUACCUCCUGUUGAAUACUCGGGAAAUUCAAAGGGAAGUGUGGUCAGCACACACUGAGCGUUCUUUUCUGGAGAGGCCGGUUUUAGCCUCGCACCUUUAGCAGGACCGACAGCGGGUGGAAGGGCCCGUGUGCUGGACGGGGGUGUCGCCUCCUGGAUGGCACACCCUCCCGAGGACAUCCAGACAGGCUGUGUCACCCUCCAGCACUUUAUGUGCCUGCUCUGAGGUGUCCUGAACACACAGCAACGGCCUCUCCUUCAUCACAGGCCAGGGAUUCCUUUUGUGUUUCUGUAUAACAUCGAUGACGAGCUGAAGCUGUUGUCACUUCACUGCCCUCUUUGGAAUUUCUUCAUUGUGCUGACUGAUUCUAUUAGGGGCUAACAAUAAAGGCAGUCUACCCACUACUAUCAUGCUUGGGAAACAAGCGUCAGCUUGUACAUAUGACAAGAGAGGACCCUGAAUACACCCUCUCUUCAUCAGCCCAAGCCUUACUGAGGUGGGAUGAAGACCUCAUUCUCUGUUCUUUAAAACAUGUUUUGUGAACUAAUAUUGGUCCAUGUAUUUUUUGUCCUUUUGAGACUCUAAGUGGGUCAAGAAGCAAAAACAUCCAUGUGUUGUUUGGGGGGAAUUGGCACCAUUUUUUCCUGACUAUGUUUCAAUUAACUAAAGAAUAAAUGAUGAAGAAAUUCUCCUUGUAGCACAACUGUAUGCUGUGUAAAUUGGUGUGAGCUCAAAGCCCAGUCAUGUGUUUUACCUGUGGGGGACUCUGUUGUAGAAUGGUCAUAUUACUGCAUAUGUUAUCAUGACAACUUGUGAGUUUGAGUUUAUAUUUCUCAAAGAGCAAGUUACCCGUAUACGCAACAUUGCGCCAUUAAAAGCUCUAUUUCUCUGUACACAAAAUGGGUAAAAUCUUGAAAAAGCUUAGCAAUUUCUCAUUCCUAACACACAGACAGAGUCUCACUCUGUCACCCAGGCUGGAGUGCAGUGGUGCAAUCUUGGCUCACUGCAACCUCCACCUCCUGGGUUCAAGCGAUUCUCCUGCCUCAGCCUCCCGAGUAGCUGGGACUACAGGUGCAUGCCACCACGCCCAGCUAAUUUUUGUAUUUUUAGUAGAGACAGGGUUUCACCAUGUUGGCCAGGAUGGUCUCGGUCUCCUGACCUCAUGAUCUGCCUGCCUCGGCCUCCCAAAGUGCUGGGAUUACAGGCGUGAGCCACUGCGCCCAGCCAACACUAGUCAUUUUUAUUUUUUCACUGAACAUUGAUCAAUACUCUAAAAUGUUUGUCAUCCUUUAGAAUAAUGGGAAUUAAAGUUGAGCAGUUUUCCAUCUCUACCAAAUCCUUCACCACAAGCAGCAUUCUAUUACAGUAUGAAGAAUUGUCUCAUAUGUUAAAACUGCACUUUUCUCUAACCUUUCUCUCACUCCUACAAGGUCCUUUUCUCAAAUCAUAUUUCUGAGAGAAAUGUAUGGUUCUUUCUCGCAGGCCUGCUGAUUUGUAACUGUGCCAUCGAAUAGAGCAAUUAGAUCCAUCCGUCCUUUUUCCCCUCAUUAGGUUCAGUGGAACCAUUCUGGUUAAAACAGCAUGAACUGAACUCAGUUUACAUUCAUAUUCUAUGGGCAAUACCAUUUGGUUUUUGGAACUGUUUAUCUGCUGUUCCCUAUCAAGUAUUAACGUAGGGAUGUCACUGAGGCUGCAUUGCACUGGGCUGAGUUCAACUGCGACGCUCUCACUGACGCGUGCUUACAUGUGCUUCUCACUUCCGGAGCACAGGCAGGUGGCUGCGGGGUCCCAGCUCUGAAUGGAUGCCCGUGAUGCAACUGGGGCAGCCCUCGCUUUUUGCUUGCUCUCCCACAGAAACCUUUGUCCUUGCAACUUUAUCCUUUGCCCCAGUUGGGUCCCAGAUACACAAAAUGUACAAAUGUAAACUUGCUCAUUUUAUUAAAAUUCUUUUAGUUCUUU